Molecule: messenger RNA, 1193 nt
Organism: Gloeophyllum trabeum ATCC 11539
Lineage: Eukaryota; Fungi; Basidiomycota; Agaricomycetes; Gloeophyllales; Gloeophyllaceae
Exons: 1
Coding region: 8-1120 (370 amino acids)
Source: RefSeq, a predicted model, not a curated record
GGAUUCCAUGGCCUCGCUUACCGACUGGGGCUAUAAUUCGGUCGAUGUGGUCAUGCGUACUGCUCGUCAGAAAGCCUCCCACUCGGAUUGGCACGAAAUUAGCAUCAAGGAGGUUAUGGGUGGCCUAGAGGGUGAUUCCGAUCCCAAGUGGAAUUCCAAAUGGAAUCAGCCGAAAGCGCCCACGCUUCCAUUCAUCCUAUCGAUAUGCGGCAGUAUGGCGGUCGCGAACUCCUUUCCUCAUGAUCUACUCCAUGGGUGGGAUUGGGAUCAGCGGAAGGCCGCCUGUACGGCUGCGAUGUCAGCGAUACAGUCUGGCAUGGGUGUCGCAGAAAUACCGUCGACUGCAUUCGAAGCUAUGCGAGGCGGUCAGCACAAUGUCCUUGUUACAGACGACUUCAAGGUAGCCAACAACUAUGGGUGCGAAUAUGGCGGUCUCCGAAGCUGGUUAUCUUGCAAUCUGGCUGAGUUCACCUUGAGGGUUGCGCAAUGCUGGCCCGCGGCAAGGGUCACAGACGGUGUCCCCAUCCUGGCGCGUCUUUAUCCGCUUCUGCGGGACGGUGCUCUUGAUCGCAGAUGGUGCGAAGAGUACGAUCGGAGUCGAUCUACUCAAGGAAGGGUAGCAGUCAAGAACGACAGUGGUGCUGAAUGGAGCAUGACGGCGGCUCCUCUCCUAUGGUUACAGAUCACGAUGCUAGACACGUGGAUCGGCCGUCGCGCAGAUAUCAUAAUGGGUGGUUCCGGGAGGGAGGAAGUGUCAGUCCCUGCCGAUAUCCAUACCGCGACGCUGUGUGCCCAGAAAGCCGUCGGUCUUAAGCAGACUACCGGCUGGAAGACGUCACGGAUCGACUUCACACUUUUAUACCUCAGGCGGCUUGCUGAGGGCGCGGACGGUUGUUCAACCACUUGUAUGUCCGCUGGAUUGCAAGCAAGUGGGAUAGAGAAUCGUUUGGGGGUGGAUGCUUGGGGCGGGAUGUCAUCCGGUACUUCAAGUGAUUGGGCUGCCGUUGAUGCGGUAUUGACUCUGCGUGCUUUCCUGCUUCAUCUUCGCUUGGAACUCAUGAAUGAUUCAUCCAUAUUCCUCAGACUACGGCGAUUCAAUCCCGUAGUAAACCUAGCUUGAUUGAUUGUUAGCGAUGCGAUUAUCAUGUAGAUACCCUCUGGUUUGUCUCCUGCGAUAUACUUGUAUUAGUUUC